Xenopus laevis (African clawed frog) is the source of this 11809-nucleotide messenger RNA. It is a transcript of the gene pou2f1.L, whose product is annotated as POU class 2 homeobox 1 L homeolog. Gene Ontology annotation, cellular component: nucleus. Gene Ontology annotation, molecular function: DNA-binding transcription factor activity, RNA polymerase II-specific; DNA binding; RNA polymerase II cis-regulatory region sequence-specific DNA binding. The record is from RefSeq and is a predicted model, not a curated record. The transcript is spliced from 18 exons. Bases 244 to 2487 code for a protein of 747 amino acids. Gene Ontology annotation, biological process: DNA-templated transcription; regulation of transcription by RNA polymerase II; regulation of DNA-templated transcription. Lineage: Eukaryota; Metazoa; Chordata; Amphibia; Anura; Pipidae.
CUAAGAGGAGGAGGAGGGCUUAUCGGCCGGGCGAUUUUGGUUAAAAUAUUCAAAAUGGCGGACGGAGGAGCAGCGAGUCAAGAUGAGAGUUCAGCGGCGGCGGCAGCAGCAGGGACGCAGAUGUAAAAAGGAGCAGGUUUGGUGUCACCAAAUCAUUUUCUAAGUCUAUCCAGCGUUUAUUUUUUACCGGAAGAGCCUGAAAUAAGUAGAACACUCUGGGAAGAGCAGUCGUCUUAAAACACCAUGAAAUUGCAUUCUUCUUCCAAGAUUCCAAACCAUGCCUGGCUGUCAGAUGCAAGAAUGAACAAUCCGUCAGAAACAAGUAAAUCAUCAGAGAGCGGGGAUGGAAACACAGGCACCCAAACGAAUGGCCUGGACUUUCAGAAACAAGCAAUGCCCAUUGGAGCCAUCACGUCGGCUCAAGCACAGGCUUUGCUCGGACACCUUCACCAGGUCCAACUCGCUGGCACAAGUUUACAGGCUGCUGCACAGUCCUUAAAUGUACAGACUAAAUUUAAAGAAGAGCCUGGGGAGCCGAUGCAAGUGGGCCAGCCUUCCCAGCAUCCCUCACUUCAGGCAGCCAUCCCCCAGACUCAGCUCAUGGUAGCUGGAGGACCAAUCACUGGGCUGACACUGACGCCGGCCCAACAGCAGCUGCUACUCCAGCAGGCCCAGGCCCAGUUACUUGCAGCCGCAGUGCAACAUUCUGCUAGCCAGCAACACAGCGCUGCCGGGGCUACAAUCUCAGCUUCUGCGGCCACUCCAAUGACACAGAUUCCCCUGUCUCAGCCAAUACAGAUUGCACAGGAUCUACAGCAGUUGCAGCAGUUUCAACAACAAAAUCUUAACUUGCAGCAAUUUGUGUUGGUGCAUCCAACCACCAACCUGCCGCCAGCGCAAUUCAUCAUCUCACAGACGCCGCAGGGGCAGCAAGGCCUCCUGCAGGCGCAGAAUCUCUUAACUCAACUACCUCAGCAAAGCCAAGCCAACCUCCUGCAGUCUCAGCCAAGCAUCACCCUCACCUCACAGCCAGCAACCCCCACGCGCACAAUAGCUGCGACCCCUGUACAGCAACUUCCACAGAGCCAGACGACACCAAAGCGAAUCGACACCCCAAGCCUGGAGGAGCCCAGCGACCUUGAGGAGCUUGAGCAGUUUGCCAAGACAUUUAAACAGAGACGCAUCAAACUCGGAUUCACUCAGGGUGAUGUGGGGCUUGCUAUGGGCAAACUCUAUGGAAAUGACUUCAGCCAAACUACUAUAUCCCGCUUCGAAGCCUUGAACCUUAGCUUUAAAAAUAUGUGCAAAUUAAAGCCUCUUCUGGAAAAGUGGCUCAAUGACGCCGUUUUAGAAAACAUAACUGACUCUACCCUGACCAACCAAAGUGUUCUGAACUCGCCAGGACACGGAAUGGAAGGGCUGAACCGCAGGAGGAAGAAACGCACCAGCAUAGAGACCAACAUACGAGUGGCCUUAGAGAAGAGUUUCCUGGAGAACCAAAAGCCUAACUCGGAGGAGAUCACCAUGAUUUCAGACCAGCUGAACAUGGAGAAAGAAGUGAUCCGUGUCUGGUUCUGCAACCGGCGCCAGAAAGAGAAAAGGAUAAACCCCCCGAGCAGUGGUGGAUCCAGCAGUUCUCCCAUUAAAUCACUGUUCUCCAGUCCACUGGUGGCCACUACCCCAAGCCUUGUGACCAGUAGUACAGCAGCCACACUCACUGUAAACCCAGUGCUCCCGCUUACAAGUGCUGCUGCUAUAACCGGAUUUUCUGUCCCAGGCACAACAGGAACUCCUUCGGCUAACACAGCAACUGUGAUCUCAACAGCGCCCCCCAUAUCCUCGGUCCUAAGUCCUUCCCCCUCAGCUACUGCGGCAACAUCCGAAGCAUCUACAGCAAGCGAGACGAAUACAACGCAAACCACAUCCACUCCAAUGACCUCUCCAUUAAGCACUGGCCAAGUCAUGGUGACUGCAUCUGGAAUCCACGCGGCUACGGCACUACAGGGUGCAGCACAGUUGCCGACCAAUGCAAGUCUUGCUGCCAUGGCUGCUGCAGCAGGACUGAACCCCGGGCUUAUGGCGCCCUCACAGUUUACCGCUGGAGGUGCCUUAUUUAGCCUCAAUCCAGGGGCACUGGGGAGCGCCCUUAGCCCUGCUCUCAUGAGUAACAGUACACUGGCGACAAUUCAAGCUCUUGCAUCUAGUGGAUCUCUUCCAAUAACAUCCCUGGAUGCUAGUGGGAACUUUGUCUUUGCCAACGCUGGAGGGACCCCUAACAUUGUGACUGCCCCCUUAUUCCUCAAUCCUCAGAAUCUCUCUCUGCUCACCAGCAAUCCUGUUAGUUUGGUCUCGGCUGGAGCUACUGGCCCCAUCACAAGCCUUCAUGCCACCACCUCAUCGAUCGAUUCCAUCCAAAACACACUAUUUACCAUGGCCUCUGCUAGCGGAGCUGCUUCCACCACCACAUCGGCCUCCAAGGCGCAAUGAGUUUUGGUGGGGGGCAGAGACAUGGCCGUGCAAACCAGACCAUGGUAGCAUUGUCGCUUACUGAUAGCGAACAACUACAAUAAAAAAAACAAUCGGAUUUGCCCGCCUAUCUUAGCGUUUCAAGUGAAGUAGAGUGGCGGGAAGGAAACAAAACACAUGAACAAAUAACGGAUGGACACUUUGCCUAAUUUUAUAAUAAACUUUCUCUUUUCAGGAUGGCAACUGAUUGGAGAGCUUUCUAACCAAAAAUGUAAAAAGAAAAAAAAAUAUAUAAAAAAAAAAAAAAACGAAAGGAAAAAAAAUAAAAAUUCAAAGGACUACUUCUCAUUUCCAGCAGUCACGUGGACACGCAAGGUUGGUUAUCGGAAAUCAGACAUAGGAAGGGGAAUACGAUUUGUGCGACUUAUUCUUUUUUUUUUUUUUUUUUUUCCCAUUAUUAUGGUUUUUGUACGGGUCUGUUGUACAGACCUUUUUAUGUCAUUGCAAGGUGUUUCUUAUCAUAUCAAAUGUUGGGGGUUCCUUGGUAACUGGUACAACUUAAGGCAGGCCUGUUAUUACUGGUUUCUUUUCUGUCCUUACUCCCUAUUCCCCGGUGAAUCGGUUUCCCUCCUGCAGGUUUAGACAUCACGGUGCGGAGCUAAACUUGUGGCCCAGGCUGGCGGAACCACCCAAUUGAUCUCUGCCUUUUACUAAGGUUCUGGGAGUUGUGUCUCUUUAGCUUUAAAUUAUUUCUAGCACCUUACACUGAAGGUUGAGCCAAGAGACUGCACAGCACAGAUUCCGCAUAUCCACUGGCAAGGCAAGGUGGCAAAUAUAUCUCUACUUGUGUACGGGCGAUUAAUGGGCGCAUUGACAUCAACCUGUACUUGAGCAGAGGAAUCUCCUUUACUGUUAUUGGUCAGUUGUAGGACUGGGUGCCCCAUGUUGCAAAUGAUGUGUGCAAAGGUAUCCAGUGAAAACAAGAUCUUGAGUCGAGGUAAUCUUGAGUAACUGAUUAGAGAUAGGCCAACGUCUACCAUCUUGCAGAUCAGAUACAUCUCUCCGCAUCCCCCAAAAGCAUCUGGUUACCAGUGUGUGCUGGGAGUUCUAGUUACGCUUCUGCAGACUGGACUCUAACUUACUGAAAUGUAAGUGUUUCGAAGGUGCUCGUCGAUACCCAAGUUAUCUGUAUGUCAAUUCUGUCUCCAGAGUUUUUGGAAUUCCAUAACUGGACGCCCAUGAAGUUAGCCAACAUUUAGUCCGUGUUUGACCCUUGUUCAGUUAUAUCAGAGGAUCAAAAUCACCAAAAACCAUGAAUCAGGAUGGAUGAAGACCCACCAUGAUUAACCAGUGGGUCAAUGGUUGAGUUGAAGGCCACACUUGUUCUGCUGUGAUGGAUUUUCCCAUUAACCAGUUUUAAUUUCCAUCAUGAGAUCCAUGUGUGAACUCACCAAGUCAAAGGCAGUACUUGACCAGGAAGUCCUUUAUACUAAAAUGUUGGGAUGUUUUUGUGACCCUUAACCAAUAUUGUUCUCUAAACGCCGAAGCGAUGGGCAAGAACCAGCUCCUUUGCACACAUCAUACUACAACUUUGUGUUUCAACUUUGAUUUGUUAAAAAAAAAAGCAAUGAUUUUGAAAGUUGGUCGAAACGGCAAUAAAUUUGCAACCGGGGGAAACCAGACCCAGCGCUUGCCAUGUCUCAAUGCUAAACAUUUGUGAGCUCAUACAAAGAAAUGGAAAGUGGUCUGCAACAUUUCUCCUAAUACAUCUUCUAUACGAAACCAAAAAAACCUAGAGAUUGGUAAAAAGAAUCCCCAGACUGAAUCACUGCAAUGCAGUUUACUUUGAUCUCCAGUGGGGAACGUUUCUGCCGGCUAAACGGAGGCCGAGUUUUUUUUUGGGGGGUAUUGUUUUAUUUUGGUUUUUUUUAAUGUUUAUCCAAGGAAGGGGGACACUCCCUCUGGACAAAGGAAAUCUCGGCUGGAUUACCAGUGCACUGAAUUGGGUUCUCUAAAACACAUGGCAGAAACUUCUCUUCGUUCAUGGACUUUUAAACCCAGAGUUUCACUCCGUUUCUACAACGUUGUCUGCCGCCUCUAUCCCUACUUAUCCUAGUGAACUGCAACCAGUAACAUUUACCCGUCUCGGUCACCUUGUACAUGAAUGUUUUUGUUUUUUUAAAUUCUUUUGUCCUUGAGAUAUAUAUAUCUAUAUGAACCCUCCUGUGCUGCUGGUGUAGAACCAGUGGAUGGUCGUCAUGCUGGUCGUCCACCAGCACAGAGGAAGGUUAACCAAGCUUGAACCAAAGUCAAUUUCUAGCAAGCUGCUGUACUAAUGGACUAAUUUGUAUUAAGUGCAGUUCAGGCGCAGUGAGUGACUAAAUAGAUGCUACUGACAAUUUCUUUAUUAUAAUUUUUUUUAAUUUGGUGGGGGUAUUAAUGUUUUAUGUAAAACUUGCUGCUUGAUUUACUUGUUUUUUUUUUUUCCUUUAACGUGUUACUUUUUGGGGCAAACUCUAACUUGAUUGGAGGGGGUUCCCUUUGUGUUAAUACAAUGGUAUUGGAGUCAGUUCAUUUCUGAGAUCAGCCAACAUCAUUCUUUUUGCUUCCCCUUCUAACAAAUUCAUAGGAAUAUACACCCCCCUGUUUCAUAUCUUGAUCAGCUGUAAGGAUUCCCCUGGGAAAACAGUGUGGAUUAAACAUGGGUCACCGGGCCCCCUCCAGAUUUUGGGCUUUCCAGCUGCGUGGUGCACUUCACUGAUGAGAAUAAUGUAAUUGUUGAUGGUUUGUUAGAUUAAAGUUGAGUAGGCCGUUGUAAAUGGUUGCAGAUUCCGAGAUCCUGCCCUAAAACCUAGUACUAAUUUGGAAUCUCUUAUUCUAGAUUGGAAUUUUCCUCUUUUAUCUCCACAUAAAAUUGGACAUGAUUUGAGGAAAACAAUUUCAGAUUUGGAUUUCUUGUAUAAACCGUCUGGAAGGGUAUUUUUUGUGGAGCGGUGCAUAUGUUUAGAGAGAUCUUGGCAAAGGAGAAGAUCUAGAGACAGGUCUGUGCUUGUUACCUUGGGUUACUGUAUAUAGAGUUAGAGAAGGUCUCCGUUUAGUUGCUAACACUAAAUUCCACAAGCAGAGAGAUACGUCCAGGAAGGAAUCUUCCCAUAGUAAAAGUAACCUCCCUUUAAAUACGCCAAAGGCCCACUGGAAAUUUUCAUUUUGGUUGUAGUAUAGUCUAGGUUUGAUCCUAAUUAUAUAAAUUGGAACUCAUGGCAUAGAUAAUAAGGGCAAGUUCUUUCAUCUGGUCAUCUGUAUCAGUCCCAAGUCAGAACAUUGUUGGAGCUUGAAUAAGUCAAGGCUAGUAAUAAGGAGUCCAUGAUGUUGCUGGUAUCACGUUGUUUAGGUUUGGCUGAACAUGCAUGGUGGUUGGUGGUGCCACAAUGUUUUGGUUUGGCUGAACAUAAAUGGUGGUUGGUGGUACCACAGUGUCUUGGUUUGGCUGAACAUAAAUGGUGGUUGGUGGUACCACAGUGUCUUGGUUUGGCUGAGCAUACAUAGCAACAUUUUUCUAUAGGAACAGCCAAUAUAAUAAGGACAGUUGGCUAUAAAUAAAGUUAAGUUUCACACAACUUUAAUAGCUUUAAUUCCUUUCCCCUACAUUUCCAACAACUUAUAUAGAUCAGGUAUAAUGUGUUGAAAAGUGUUUUAGCAAAGAAGAAAAAAAGUUUUUGUUUUUUCCCAAACUUUCAGUACUUUUUUACAGUGUCAGUCCAAUAAAUUUCAGCAUUGACCAAAGAGACAUGCAUUUUUAUCAAAGGGAGACAACAUAAUACCCAGCCAAAUAAUUUGAAGGGCUAUGGUGCACAUGUUGUAUUCUCUAUGUGCCUUUGCAGAUGGAGGUGAAGCACCCAAACCCGCCAUGUGGCCUGCCAUUGGCUCUAAUGGAAAUCUUCUAUAUUAUGUUGUUUCAUCAAAUGGCAGGCAAUGUGGUUCGGUUUGACCUCACUUCUAUGGCGGAAAAGUCCACAUGGAGAAUCUGCUACAUGUGUCUUCAUAAUCCCUAGUACAUUUGGUUUUGAAGUGAUUUAUAGAGACUUGUGAGUGCUAAACAUGCCCAUACAAGUAUCAAUGUUGCGAUUGCACCAACUAAUUAUAUCUACCUAACCCUUCCUGGGAAAAAAUUUAAAUCUUUUAGAAGAUUCAUGUCCACGAUAAACCAGAUCUCUUGUAGUGGAAGGAGAGAAAAUCGGGUCUUUGACCUGUUUGGAUAAUUGGUGCAUUGCAAGUUUGCUGGGCCCCCGACAUAAAGGAUGUUUCAAUAAGAAUGAACCUGGAAUUUUACACAUCGAACAAGGUGUGGGGUUUUUUUUUAAUCUUAUUUUUUAAAACUUAAUUUAUAUAAUUUCUCCCAUUACUUCAUUGUCCCGAUACUAAUUUUAUUUUAAUUCCAAAGAGCUUUUACAUAAUCCCUUCCCUGGCAUAGAAGUACUCACAACAAUAAUCUACUGUAUUUGCAGACUUGUUCCUUCUCCGCUCGUUUCUGGCAGCUGCAUAACGUGGUCCAGGUGACUUUCUGGUCACCUUGUUAAAUACCUCGGCUUCCUUUGUCUUGUUUUAAGUUCCCUUUGAAACGCUGUGGACACAAUUUGCGUGUAGAAGUACAAAAGUGUUUGGUUUUGAUGACAUGGUUUCUGCUUUUGUUUUCUCUUUUCUCCUUGUUUGUAAAUUAGCAUUUUAGGGAUUGGAAGGGAAAAAGAAGCAGAGGGUAGAUUUUGUUUCUAGGAAAUUCUUGCCAAAGUUCAUGUGUUGCUUAUACAGGUUCAGUGCCCUUUAAGUCCCUUGAGUUUGAUAACAUAUAUAUAUAUCAGGGGCUAAUAAGCAGAACAAAGACCCCUUUCUACUUUUGAUGACAUGCCGAUAAAUCUAAAUGUCGGUGUUUAUGGUGGAAUAAUUCUUAUUGAUGAAGCCUGUACAUAGUUAAACUGGGAAGCAGAUUCCUUGCGUUUAUCCCCUGUUGUGCUGUUUUAGGAUGUAGCUUUCAUAGACUAAUUUAGGAUUAUGAGCCUUCAAGGAAGAAGUCGUUUUGCUACUAUGCCUGUCUAGACCAAAAAAUGUCCGUAAAACCAAACCCCAAAGGGAAGUUGCACCCGUGCUUUCUCCUGCCAAGAAUCCAAAUACUAUGAUAAGUCGCUUUCCCACCCAACUUCUGACUCUUGGACUUCUGCUUCUCUAGAGGUUGUUUUUUGAAGAUUGCAUGAGCAAGGAAAGGUCUUGAUUUCCUCUCUAGAUCAAUGAUGUGCACACACGGCCAGUUAUAUCCCUCAAAGUAUCGGAAGAAAAACUGUUGUGCACAGAUAGAAGUUUUUAAAAUUCAUAAGACUUGCAAAUAGACCACAUGGGGGUAAAAUAUUAAUUGAAACUCCUUUUAUAUAUGACAAAAAUACCACUGGUUGGUGUUCUGAGUAGUUUCAAAUGGUUUCCGGCCUUUGAAGGCUGCUUUAAUACACUGAAAAAAAAAUGUCUCCGCAGCGAAAGGGAGUUAUUCUGUAACUUCAAUGUGUCUGUCCUUCAGGAAAUGCAUUUCCAAAGAUAUAUAAUUCUUGUUUGUAUCAAUGCUGUUUUUGUUUGUUGUUCUACUGUAAACGUGCUGUAUGUAGCUCUUGAAAAGUAGAAAUGCUUAAGACCAAAUUUUUAACGUAGGGCUACCUUGACAGGGAAUCGCGUUCAUCUGCUGCAUAAUCAAAGUCGUACUUGGAGAAAGUGAAUCAUAAUUGCCUCCAACAGCCUUUACGCUCAGUCGAAGUGAAAACGAUGGAUGGUGCGACCUGCCUGAAAAAAAACCAGUAGGGUCUGAGUAACAUCGUGCGAAGAGAACUCUAAAGAGAUCUAGUCUUGGUUGUGUCGGCAAAGGAAUGUAAUUUUCCCUUGUUUUUUGUUUUUUUUUCCUCUCAAAAGCUUUAUGAGCACGUUUGUUAGCAGACGUGGUAUUAAAUCAUAUGUGGUCAUGAGUGGAAUAGCUUUGUAAGCAUCAGAAGGAAGGGAUUGAUUACAUCUCCAAGUAGUGUGUCUCUAAUAAAGCUUAAAUCAGAAGAAGGAAAAGGAAAAUUCCCGUUAAAGACUCGUUUCCAAGGCCUUCAUAGUCUUGACUUCAGAAUUGUCAUCUACAAUCUGUGGCUUCCCAGAUGUUUGGAGAGAUCUGUCCUCCAACAGUUGAUUGUGGAAAUUUGAAACUGGCCACAGGUUAUAACAAAGCAAUAUAGAAAUUAUUUGACUUUCUUCAUUUAAAUUUUUGCCCCAACUAUUACCUGAAAGUGUAAAAAUUAAAUCUGCAUUUCAUGUCCUUUGCAUAUAAAAGGGAGUAGUACCAAUGGCCUUCAGUAAUCCGCCAACCUGUUCCAAUAUGCGAUCCUAACACACUGAUGCUGUAGAAUUUCUCUUUCCUUCUUUUCAUUGCAAAGCCUAGGUGAAUAGAUGUGGGGUCUUAACCCUCUGCAGGUAAAGGAGCUGUUGUAUACCUCAUUUUAAAACUCGUAACUGAGUAACUUGCUUUAACUUUCUCUAUAACCACACAGAGUUGCCAAUUCUGCCCCAGGUACUUUUUGGCUAGUGGCAUGACGUGACCGGUGACAUGGGUUUCACUCCAUAAGUUUAUUCCAAAGCUUUAUAGAUGUUGCAUAUGUUGUGGCUUAUACGUAUAGACUUCAGCUGGUCCGAGCUGUGGGGGGGGGGGGUCAAUACUUGCUACGCACCAUUUGGUAUGAAGAUGAGUAAAGAUCUUUGUUUUUAUGUGAGUAGUACUAACACUUCGGCUCCUUAUUCUUAACCAAAGUAUUUCCUUAACAACUGAGGAGCUGGCUUGAUUCCUUCUCUCCUACCCCGUUUAGUCAAACGGUAUGGAAAAUGCAAGGGUUUUUAUUUGACAAUCUUAUAACAGCUGGCAGCUCGGAGUCAACGUGUCGCCCAACUUCUCUCUUCUCUGAAUGUAGCGGUCCCUUAUCCCUUGCCCAUGUUCUCACUUUGCCGAGUCACCGUGCUGCUGCUAAAAGCUGGGGUCGGUUUCUUUGUCUUGUUUUGUUACUUUUUAAUACAAUUUCCAGCCAAAACCAAAGAUUUCUCUACGAUUGUAGAACUCAAAACAAACAAAAAAACCAAAAACUUUUUAGGAGAGAGAGAGAGGAGAUCUUCGGUCCCGGGCAAAUCUGUCUCAAGUGCAGAAGAGAAAAAUGAGGAUCUAGUACAAGGAUUGUCCACUUGUGGCUCCCCAGCAGUUGCUAAUUUAUUCAUCCUGGUAUUUCUUGACGAGCAAUGUCUAGGAAUACCAGAAUUUCAUAUCUGCGCUAGCGGGAGGAGCACACGUAGUUGACAGAAAUGCACUGGGAUGCCUGGUCUUCUUAAGUAGUAUAUUUGUUCCAGACGUGGGGCUUUUCCAACACGUUUCCCUUUAGGGGAAAGAAAAGGCCGUGCAAGUUGGACAUAACGACUGUUGGGGUGGCUUUUUCAUUUGCGGUCUCCACAGAAUGCCCUGUGCGCUGAAGAUGUGGUGCAUUGGUGGCUGCUCUCAUGGGGGUUCUUCAGACCUGACAAUGUUGGACAAGCCUUUUUGGGGAGAAGUGCAAAAAAAAUAUAUACAUAGAAAUUGCUAAAAGCCAAAAAUAGGAGCGAGACUCCACCAUCAGCUUUAAGGUCCAAAAGCAGACCAUGGGUCUUAAGACAAGCCACCCCUGCUUUAAAUGCGUCGUCAAUGCAUUGAAGGCUUGUCCACUCUGCCAGGUGUAACCCUCUUGGGGCUGGGUGAUGAUUAAUACACUCCGAGGUGCACUUCCUUCGUUUUGUUUUAAUUCUCAUUCUGUGAUUAGAAUUGCUUUCUACAGACAUAAUGGAUUAAGCCGUCCUGUUGGGAAAUAGAACAGGAAAACAAAUAUAUAUAUAUGUGUGAGUGCAUAUGUGUAUAUAUAGAUUAUCACUGCUUUUCCUUUUCGCAUUUCGAGUUCUUGGCACCACGUGCAACUAUGCAUCGCAUUUUCUCCACUCGCGUUGUGCUAGGCUAGCUACAAGCCUGUGACUUUUUAAAACUUUUUGUGGGGAAGGGGGAUUGCAAAUGAAGGAACUUUUUACAUGGAAGUUUUUAUCCUCAGUUGAUUUACGGGGUGUUUGGUUGUAGGGUCAUACAAGCUCUAUCCCAAAGCAAAAUCCAAAUAUUUAAUAUUAGCCUGAUGCAAAAUACCAAAGAGAAUUUCUUUCCUGCAGAACCUUAGACUUGUGUAUUAAGUACUAUUACCCAGCACUUGCAUUAGUCUAACCUCAGUAAUUCCAAAGCUUAGAUGUAUAUUUUGGUAUAUUUCUGGGAUAUUAAAAAAAAAAUUGUUGUUGAAAUUCAUGUUUGUUUCAGUGUAAUGCUCUUAAAGUCAUAGCAUGGAGAUUAACUGACCUGUCUUACUCUUGGUAGUUUGAAAUAAUAGUAUUUUUGUAUGUUUUGGGUGUGUCUGUGUAUGUAUUAACAUAACGGUUUUCACUGCCUAGAUGUUCAUAUUAAAAAAAAAAAAAAAUUGAGAAAAAAAAGUUCUAAAACGUGUACAUAAUAUUCAAAAGCAAGAACGUCAUCCGAAUAUCCGCUUCCGGUCACUUUGCAGAAUCCAUUGUAGGCUCUUGGGUUUUUAAAGCAACAGGAACCGGUGUUUUCCAAGCGUAAAGAAAAUCUUCCAAUGAAAAUAAAUAAAUACAUCUCUAUAAUGGGGGGAAAUAACAGAAAUAUAACAGGCAGCUUCCAGUAAUAAUUUGCAUUAUAUUCUUAUGUUCCCUGAAAUAAGUUUAAACAAAUAAACAUUACGAAGCAUAGAGAUUCUAUUAAUAUAAUUACAAUAAAAUCAUUUGUUUUUUCUCGGUUUUUUUUCCCGUUUUGGAGUACUUCUGCUAAAUAGGGAAAAUAUCUGAAAUAGGCAGCUUAAAGUAAUAUUUUGCAGUAUAUUUUAAUGUAACACAGCUUGUUGGUCAACUUUUUUUAUUUCACUAAAUAGAGAAAAGAGGCAGCUUUAAAUAAUUGUUUGCUUUAUUUUUUAACUGUUUUUGAAAAGAAAAAUCUCUUUUUUUUUCUGAGCCAAUAUAUUUUGUUUUCCUCCUUUAAAUUUUUACCCUUGGAAGAACCAGUCAACUGUUGCUUUAAAAGCUACCCGUCAUUGGUCACCUCUCCGUGGCCGUGAACUUGGAACGAAUAUGUAGACUACAGUGAAUCAGGAGAAAUGGUAGAUUUUGUGUAGAUGCAUUUGUCUGCUGUAAUUUUUUUAUAUAUUAAACUUACUGUAACUGUACAGUUCAUUUCUGUUGUAAACAUCAUUAAACCAUUUUUCAAGUGUUUUAA